Messenger RNA from Peniophora sp. CBMAI 1063, 696 nucleotides. NCBI's taxonomy places the organism in Eukaryota, Fungi, Basidiomycota, Agaricomycetes, Russulales, Peniophoraceae. The record is from the annotation of a GenBank genome assembly.
AUGAGCCCUCUAGACCACGAUAUUUACUUGAAUGUGUACGGUUUCACUCUGGCAUCCCGUAUGAGGGAAUAUGAGCUGGACUCGAAAAAACGGACAGCUGCUUCGCCGUGGCCGGUCGUCGGAGGCUUUGCGGACGUCUCAACCGAGGAGAUAUCGGAACGCAGAGCUGACGGACAUCCGCUCCUUGAUACCGCGAUCGUUCAAGGCAAUGUCGUGUGCAAUCACUGGUGGAAAGCACAGGGACCUGCUAAGGAGGGGCAAUAUUUUUGCGUCGGCUGGCUUCGUAGCUCGGACUGCAAGGCUGGUAGGGAUCCAAAACUAGAUAAACUCGACUGCGGUUUUCGUUUCGAUGCCGGCCAGGUUGAGAGAAGGGAGCCUAUGUAUCUGAACGCAACCUGGGAUAGGAAAAGUACCUGGGGUCUGCAUUAUGCUGGCAUGACACAGCAGCAGCUCGACUCGCGCGCCGCAUACUACCGCGGGACCACGAGCACAAACCCUGCAUGGGACAUUAUACGGUCCCUUCGAUCGGCCCCGAUCAUACUCGAAGACUAUGGCGAGUUCACUUCUAAGCACGGUGCCACAGGAGUCCUGAUCUUCAUCACCAGCUCACCUGAAGGAGAUAACCGCGCCGCAGGAGUUGAUCGCAUGGGGUGUUUCGGGGAUAUUGAUGGGCAGCGGGACGCGACCGGCCUCUGA